UGGGUUAGAGUAAGAAUAUCCAAAUAGGUCAGAGCCAAUCAGAGGUAGAGGAGGGGCGGGUCUUCGUCCUAAGAAACGUACACUCGCUUCCUGUUGUGACUCCGGCUAAUAGCAGCAGCUCAUCGUCCGUUAAGAAGCCGAAAGAGGAAUUCAACGUUUAUGCAGUGCUGGAGGACGCCAUGGACGAGCUGUUAGCAGACACUUCCUGCUCGUCUGAGCCGGACAGUCCUGGAGCUCUGAACCGAGGCUGCCUGCUGGACCCCGCCGAGGUCCUGUACCAUGACCUGUCCAUCAUCGUCCCAGAAACACCCAGUCCGCAGCUCGGCAAGCGGAGGAGACGCCGUCGUAUCACGGAGGAACAUUUCAGCCCGGUGACGAGUCGCAGCUCGGCCGAAGCUCCAGAAUCUUCCAGCAGCAGCAAACGCAGGCGGCUGGCAGCGGAGCGCAGCUUCGUUCCUGCUUCAUCACUCAGCGUGUUUCCUCUGAGCAGCUGGCUGGAGACGCCGCUGUCCACCGCAUCCUGUUCUUCAUCCUCAUCCUCCUCCUCCUCCUCCUCCUCCUCCUACCUCACACCUGUAUCAAAGGAGGAAGUGGAAGCGGUGGCUCUGACUGUGGCGGGCUCCACAGGAGAAGCCGGCUCCGGUCGUUUCAGUCGGAGAGGAAGUCAGACGUCUCCUCCUCUUCCUCCUCCAUCUCCUCCCGGCCGCGACUCUCUGUCCUUCCUGACGGCGGAGGAGAGGAGGUGGCUCAGCGGCGAGCAGGGAAACAUCUCACCAGCAGCGGAGCAGAUCAUCAUCAGCGACGAUGAGGAGGCGGCGGUUCGCUUGGCGCAGGAGGAGGAAGACGAAGCGUUAGCCCGAAGCCUGCAGGCUCAGUUUGACAGAGAACAUCACCUUCCUCAUCAGCAUCGCCAUCAUCUUCAUCAGCAGAGCCACCACACGUAUCAUCGUUCCCACAUGGAAGCCAGCUGGAUGCCUCACCUGCUGGCCGCCGUCGCUCCGCUGGUCGGCUUCGAAGACGAUCUGAUGGGUCAACACAGACGGCGUGGGCGGGGCCGGAGGAGGAACGCCAUGCCCGACUUUUCGGACAACGUUCAGGGAAACGACUACGAGGCUCUUCUGGAGUUCGAGGAGCGUCAAGGUGCCGUCGUGUCCAAAAAGUUGACUCGGAGGGAAAUCCAGAGAUUUCCCACCAAAACCUUCCAGUCCACCGGCGGCGGCGGCGGGAACACGCAGUGUCAGAUCUGUUUCUGCGACUACAGUGACGGGGAGAAGCUGAGGAUGCUGCCCUGUUUCCAUGACUACCACGUCAAGUGUAUCGACCGAUGGUUAAAGGAUAACACCACCUGUCCGAUCUGCAGAGCCAACCUGGCCGACAGCGACUCCCCCGGCACCUCUGACCUCUGACCUCUGACCUCACAGCGUUUCUACUGUUUUUGUACCGACGGGUUCAGUCUCUUCCCGCCGACAGCGACUAAGUUUACUUGAAGACGUGAGUCGGCGUUUCUUGUCGGAUGAAGGACGACUCAUCAACUCACAGCUCGUCUUUUUAUACUUUUAUUUUAAACGUUUCUUCGCUGCUGAAUCGACUCUCGAAACAAUAAAACGUUGAAGCUGCUUUUUUUUGUCGUCUGGUGUUUUUCUGAGACUGAAAUAAACAGAAAGGUUUUUCUCUCA
Molecule: messenger RNA, 1676 nt
Organism: Thunnus maccoyii (southern bluefin tuna)
Lineage: Eukaryota; Metazoa; Chordata; Actinopteri; Scombriformes; Scombridae
Exons: 11
Coding region: 180-1406 (408 amino acids)
Cellular component (GO): cytoplasm; nucleoplasm
Molecular function (GO): zinc ion binding
Source: RefSeq, a predicted model, not a curated record